Messenger RNA from Pipistrellus kuhlii (Kuhl's pipistrelle), 954 nucleotides. RefSeq names its product olfactory receptor 4C11-like. The record is from RefSeq and is a predicted model, not a curated record. Bases 1 to 954 code for a protein of 317 amino acids. The transcript is spliced from 3 exons. Gene Ontology annotation, cellular component: membrane. Gene Ontology annotation, molecular function: G protein-coupled receptor activity; olfactory receptor activity. Gene Ontology annotation, biological process: G protein-coupled receptor signaling pathway. NCBI's taxonomy places the organism in Eukaryota, Metazoa, Chordata, Mammalia, Chiroptera, Vespertilionidae.
AUGGUGAUGAAUAACAGUGUGAUCGAGUUCAUUUUGUUUGGGUUGACACAGGAUGCAGGAAAGCAGAAAGCAAUAUUUGGGGUCUUCCUGAUGCUUUACCUUGCGACACUGAUGGGGAACUUUCUCAUUGUAGUGACUAUCAAAACAAGCAGGACCCUUGACAAUCCCAUGUAUUUCUUCCUGUUCUAUUUGUCCUUUGCCGAUGCCUGCUUCUCUACAACCACAGCCCCCAGAUUGAUUGUGAACUCCCUUUCUCAGAAGAAGACCAUCUCCUACAAUGAGUGCAUGACUCAGGUCUUUGCAGCCCAUUUCUUUGGCUGCAUGGAGAUCUUUGUGCUCCUCCUCAUGGCCUUUGAUCGCUACGUCGCCAUUUGUAAGCCUUUGCAGUACACCACCAUCAUGAGCCAUCGAGUCUGUGGUGUGCUGGUGAUUCUGGCCUGGGUGGGAUCCUGUAUCCACUCCUCAGCACAGAUAGUACUAGCUUUGCAACUGCCUUUCUGUGGCCCAAAUGUGAUUGACCACUACUUCUGUGACUUGCAGCCCUUGUUGAAACUUGCCUGCAUGGACACGUAUGUGAUAAACUUGCUAGUUGUUUCUAAUAGUGGGGCCAUUUGCAUGGUGAGCUUUAUAAUCCUGCUUCUCUCCUAUGGUGUCAUCUUGUACUCUCUGAGAAACCACAGCGCAGAAGGAAGGCAAAAAGCCCUUUCUACAUGCACCUCCCACUUUAUUGUGGUUGUCAUAUUUUUUGGCCCAUGUAUAUUCAUAUACACCCGCCCACCGACCACAUUUCCAAUAGACAAGAUGGUGGCUGUGUUUUAUACAAUUGGGACACCCUUGCUCAACCCUCUGAUCUAUACAUUGAGGAAUGCAGAAGUGAGAAACGCCAUGAAAAAAUUAUGGUGGAGGAAUGUUUAUCUUCAAAAUACUGGACGAAAGGUGGAAAUAAUCCUCUAG